ACUCAGACUUUUGUAUGUUAAAAAAUUCCUGUAUAUUGAUUUCCCCAAGAGUUCCAGGAAAUGAAUGAUGCAGCUGUGUUCAAGACAGUCCUGACUUCCAUUAUCCUGGGAAUCAGACAUAUCUACGGUCCCAUUUGGGAGAUAUUUCAAAUUAAAAGUCCUAAAUGUUUAAAGAAAUCGGUCAUUUCUUUAAUGUUUGAAGUGCUUUAUAUAUGUUUUUCCUCAAAACCCCCGGCAUUGACUGAUGCAGCUGUGUUCAGGACAAUCUUGACUUCCAUUAUCCUGGGAAUCAGACAAAUCUACGGUCCCAAUUGGGAGAUAUUUCAAAGUAAAAGUCCUAAAUGUUUACGAGUAAUCAGUAAUUUACUUAAUGUUUGAGGUGCUUUAAAUAUGUUUUUCCUCAAAACCCCCGGCAUUGACUGAUGCAGCUGUGUUCAGGACAAUCCUGACUUCCAUUAUCCUGGGAAUCAGACAUAUCUACGGUCCCAAUUGGGAGAUAUUUCAAAGUAAAAGUCCUAAAUGUUUACGAGAAAUCGGUCAUUUCUUUCAUGUUCGAGGUGCUUUAUAUAUGUUUUUCCUCAAAACCCCCGGCAUUGACUGAUGCAGCUGUGUUCAGGACAAUCCUGACUUCCAUUAUCCUGGGAAUCAGACAUAUCUACGCUCCCAAUUGGGAGAUAUUUCAAAGUAAAAGUCCUAAAUGUUUACGAGAAAUCGGUCAUUUCUUUCAUGAUUGAGUUUGAGUCAGCCUUCAGGAGCUGAUCAGCAAAUAUUACUACAUUGUGACUGGAAAAGGACAAGAAGACUUGAUAGGGCUACCAAUUCUGCAUCGCUGCCCCUGAGUCACGUUAUGAAGAAUGCCAAAGAUUUAUGUCGAAAACAGUGAGUAAUUGCUGUUCAUACUUAUCAUUUCUGAUCUUUUAACAUGUGAAAUCUUUGUAAUACUAAUUUUACAACCUUUUUCUUUCAGUGCCCCCAGACAUUACCACCUGGCCAUGCACGUCUUUGGUCUAAUGACACAGGCAACAACCCUAAAUGACUUAGACAAACUUGUCAUCAGUGCAGCGGUAGUUUUUUCCAGUUCCCACAGUGAGAGUAAUGUUGAAAAACAUUUCCAAAAUCUCCAGAGACUAUUAACAAAAGCAGGACAUUGUGACAUUGAUGACACAAUCAUUGUGGAGCAAGACUUUGUGGUAUGUAACUUAAUAAUUUUUUAUAGCGCUACUAUUUUAUCCUAACUUGGAUUUACAUAUAGUAAAAAAGGAAGCUUUUGGCAGGUCUGUAUUCACCUGCAUAUUUAUUGCCAAAAUCCAAUAGACAACCAUUCUUCAGUGGUGACAGGGUUUACGUUUGUUUCCAAGAUGUAAGAAAUAAAACUAAACUUUAAUUAUUUUUGCUAGAAUGAUGUGGGACCAACACCAUUUCAACAUCAUUUUGAUGACAUCAUUGGACAUCAAGAGCUUGAGAAAAAUGGGGAUCCAAAUGUAUACUUCAGCCCAACGUUUAUCCCAACAUUGGUGAAGUACUUCUUACCUCAAGCCGCUCUGUGGUCUGGCCUACUCCUGGGUGACCUUGGGCGCCAUGGAACAGGUCCCAUUUACGACAGACUUUCGCAAGUGUUCAAAAGAGCUUCAUGUAGACCCACACAGGUACUAUAAGCCAAAAUGAUGAUACUAAAAUAAAUGUGCAUUAUUCCAUCCUGGAUAUUACAGAGAAAGAUCAAGAUCAGGUUAUGGAGAAAAGUCAAUGGGAUCUGAAAAAGAUCCGUUUUCAACGGAGACGACUGACCAGACUUGAUGACUUUGUCCACACCUCCAAAACCACCCUGAAGGCCCUUCUUAGGGAAUACAGUGACUCUUUGAAGAGGAAGAAGAAGAGCACAACAGAAACAAUCAUACCACAAGCUCCAACAACAACAAAAGAUCUUGACCAUAAUGAAAAGGCCAUUAAAGGGCUUUCAACAAGCUUGAAGCCAACAGAUGAUGAGGAUGCACAGGGAUGCACAGUUGAUUCUCCAUCACAGCUCCAGAAACUGUGGGGACAAAAUGACACAGAAGUGGUUGUGUCGGAGAUCCCCUCUCAAUUUAAAGGAAACAGCUUCAUGAUCCAUCACAGCGAGCUACGAACCCUCAGACCUCAAGAAUGGCUUGCAGGCGAGGUAAUUGAGUGUCUCUUGCAUCACACACUCAACGAGCUCCAUUUGGGGAAUAAACUUUAUAUCCUCAACUACUACACGGCUAAUGUGAUCCUCUUUGGAAAGAGAGAAGCUGUCAGGAGGAACAGUUUGUCCAAGAUCAACUUUGAGGACUACGAAGGAAUCGUGUCUUUUGUGAAUGUACACAACACUCACUGGAAGUUUCUGUACAUCAGUGCUGCCCAAGGCAGCAUUUAUUUGGUGGACCCAUUCCACACAUCCACAGAGCUGGCAGACUCCAACAAUGCUGCCAAAAGAUUCCGUGAGUACUUCAAAAUGUGAAGGAUCUGCCACAGCAAGUCUGACUGGGUGGAUAUCAAAUGGAAGGGAGCGGUUAUGCAACACCCAGUGCAGCAAGAUGGCAACAGCUGUGGGUUGGUGGUAAUCAUGGUGAGAUUAAUAUUUCUCUAAGACCAAGCUUUUCCCAAAUUAAUAUUUAUCAAUUCUGUAUUUUUCAUUUUAGUUGGUUUAACAGCAUCUGCAAUCACUCACAUGUACAUCACAUAUUGUGCCAUUGUUUAGAUGGCAAACAAAGUCAUGGAGGCCUUCCCAAUCGUGCCAAACAUGGUAUUUGGCACGACAAUCAAAGAAAUGGAAGAUCAGCGGAAACAGUUCGCUCUGAAAAUAUUGAAAGCAUCAGUGUUUGAAUCGGAGUACAAAUGUUCAAUGUGCUCGGCCAAAAAACCACCCGGUCCAGGGCCUGCUUUCACUGACUGGAUUCAGUGUGACAGCUGUUCCCGCUGGUUCCACAGCCAGUGCCUCGGAAUGGACACAUAAACCCUUCAGAAAGCAUCAAAUUCCAACUGGAACUGCUGUCUGUGUCCCUAAUUAUUGCACCAAAAGGAUGUGCAACAUUUUUAGGGUCCGAGCGACAGACGAAGUCUGACCGAGAGGAACCUAUUGAAAUUGUUAGGGGUAUUAUUAUUCUUCUUCUGGAUUUUUAUUUUAGAACAUUGGGGGCAUAUUGGGGGUAUGUAUCAUAUCCCAAAACUCACCAAAUUUGGCAAGCUUGUCAGGCUUGGUGAAAAUAGCCGGAUGACACCGACUUCGAAAUUCGGCUUUCAAAAAUUGCUCUCUAGCGCCACCUGGAAGUUUGACCGGCGACGCCCCUCACCCAGUAUGGUCAAAUGACUAGCUUUUAUUUUUCCCAAGUCCACUUGGACCUGCUCUACAAAAAAGCCUCUCAGGACCCUAAGCUCCGCCUACUUAAAUUUUCCGCCAUAUUUUUUUUGGUGAAAAACACAUCAGAGGCGUUUGCUCCGACAUACGGGGUCCAAUUCAUACCAAACCUAUUGGAGAUAAUGAUCAUGGAAGCUAUAUCAUCUAAGAUCUGUCAUCUUUUUUCAAAUAUAUUGUUGUGGUAAGCAUCUAUGGCCGAACGAACAUUUUAGGGGCGUGUCCUGUUUUGUAAUGCUCAUAACUUCAACACUAUUGGGGAAAAAAAAUAACAGACUUUCAGGAUAUGUGCAGAAUGGAGCCUGAAACAUUCACAGCUAAUUUCGUGCAAUUUGAACCGUAGGGGGCGCUACAAUAAUUCACCAAAGUUGGCCGUUUUGGGCAUUUUUUGGCGUUUUUCGCUUGAUUUGGCCAGUUUCCACUUUUUCCCCUUCGAUUAUUUCUCCCACAAAACGCCAACAGAAUCGGCUAAAAAUCAGUUUUAUAGAAUGUCAAGACUUGAAUAAUGAACACUGUGAAAAAAAACGGACUUUUCGUCGGUAGAAAAGUUACGUUUUUUUACUGCCAAUAAUUUUGUACUUUCUGUGAUUUCUUUAUGUUAAAAACUAUUGCUUAAACUCAUCCGAUACUUCCCCAAAAAAUCAUGUGUGAUGCCAGUCAAGGCCUGAACACAUUCACACGAAGAAACAAGCACAUUUCUUGGAGGAACACCUAUUGAUCACCUAUUGAGAAGUAAAAUAACCAAAUUUUUCUGCCCAAAAUAAUGUGAGCUCCUACGGCUGCCUGUAAACCAGCUGGCUCAUAGCUCACCAUGAUAAGUGUUGGUCUGGACACCUGGAGAUGCGUGUUCGAUUCCAAGACAAGGCAGCUUUUUUUCAUCACUUUUUUUUUACAUCGUAUUUACAUGACGUGAUCUCUACUUCACGUAGGGACACACGACGCAUGAAUAUGUUCACAUAGUUAAAGCGCCACCUAGUGGCUCAACUGUACUUCCUUCAGUCCGCCCCAAAUUUGUUUGACUAGCCCGUUAUUUAGAAUGGAAUAAGAACUCUCUCUGUCUCUCUUUUUCUCUCUCCUCUCUCUCUUUUUCCUUCUCUUCUCUCUCUCUCCUCUCUCU
Messenger RNA from Pseudoliparis swirei, 4484 nucleotides. RefSeq lists its product as uncharacterized. The record is from RefSeq and is a predicted model, not a curated record. Bases 1730 to 2473 code for a protein of 247 amino acids. The transcript has 11 exons. Lineage: Eukaryota; Metazoa; Chordata; Actinopteri; Perciformes; Liparidae.